Gasterosteus aculeatus aculeatus (three-spined stickleback) is the source of this 1900-nucleotide messenger RNA. NCBI's taxonomy places the organism in Eukaryota, Metazoa, Chordata, Actinopteri, Perciformes, Gasterosteidae. The record is from RefSeq and is a predicted model, not a curated record.
CAGAAGUACUCAAAAAUAGAAAUACGUGUCACAACCGAGCCGGAAAUCACCCCUGGAAAUCACCUAAAAAGCCAUAAAGGUGAAAGACAAGGGACCCAGACUUUGCAAGAGUUGACACAUAAAUCUGAGGGGCCUCGGUCGAGGCGGCACAUUGGUCGCCUGCUCUCAGAUCCACUGGUUGUGCAGCACUCCGGUCAUCGGCAGCAGGUGAAGGACUCGUCCACAGGCAGAUCUGCCCACACCGGAUACUGUCGUUUCUUCUCGUAGCCGCGUGGAUCUUGACGAAAGAGUUUUGCUGUUCUUUCCCUGACUGGCAGGAGCAGCCACAUUUAGCUGUGAUGAGAUUGAAUUUCACAACCCUAGAAUAGUUUGGGGCAGACCGGUGGGAGAGUGGUGACUUCAUCCGCCCAACAACAUGGACCAGGAGGAUGACAAAAACUCCGUUGAUAUCCAUGACAACCCUCCGGCUCCUGAAAAUGUCGUGAGAGAGGAAGGAGACACUGUCUAUUUCAUAUAUGACGAGGAGGUAGAGGUGGAGGAGAAGGAACCAGAACCUCCUCCACCUGUUGUCCGAAUCAACGACAAACCCCACAAGUUCAAGGACCACUAUUGCAAAAAACCCAAGUUCUGUGACGUCUGCGCUCGCAUGAUAGUCUUGAACAACAAGUUUGCUCUGAGGUGCAAAAACUGCAAGACCAACAUCCACCACUCAUGUCAGUCCUAUGUUGAAUUCCAGAAGUGCUUUGGCAAAAUUCCACCUGGCUUCAGGAGGGCCUACAGCUCCCCGCUGUACACCAGUGACAUACCAGAUCCAAACAACCCGAACCGGAACGACCCCGUCUUUGACACCCUGCGGGUCGGCGUCAUUAUGGCAAAUAAGGAGCGCAAAAAGAAUGAGAAUGACAAGAAAAAUAUGAUGAUGAUGAUGGAGGAAGAAGAAGAAGAGAAUAACCAACAGCCCAAAGAAAAUGAGGAGGGGGGAGAAGGGAAGCCUGAUGAUAAGAAGGAGAAAGGAGGAGACAAAGCAGAUGAAAAGAGCAAGGGUACAUUCUCCCAGAGCCACUACUACCUGGCUCUCUACCGCUUCAAGGCCAUAGAGAAAGACGACCUCGACUUCCACCCGGGUGAUCGGAUCACAGUACUGGACGACUCCAAUGAAGAGUGGUGGAGGGGAAAGAUGGGGGAGAAGUCAGGCUACUUCCCCACAAACUACCUCAUAAAAGUGCGUGCAUCGGAAAGAGUUUUCAAGGUGACACGUUCCUUUGUAGGAAACAGAGAAAUGGGACAAAUCACACUGAAAAAAGAUCAGAUUGUUGUGAAGAAAGGAGACGAGAAGGGCGGCUACCUGAAGGUCAGCACUGGACGCAAGCUGGGCUACUUCCCUGCUAAUCUGCUGGAGGAGAUCACUGUGACAUGAAGACACAACGUGCACUGAAGGAACCCGAAACACACAUCAGCGCAUUCGGAUCUCUCGGCCAUUUUAUAUAUUCGUUACCUUAAGACGCAUCAACAGUUGAUCUGUAAAAGCAGAAAUGUAUUUUGCUGUGAUAUUUUUGGGACUUUAAGCCGGAGAAACGAUUAAUGCGUACAUUAGUAAGCUGAAAGAGACAAUCGGAUGAUAUAAUGGCUGCGAUUGGAUGAGCAUGGGAAUGAAAAUGCUUGGAUGAUUUUAGUUACCAUCCGAUCAAACAUUAGUAUCAGAGAGAAGUAGAGGUAGCCUGAAGGUAGAACAUUAAUAUUAUAGAUUGAACAAACGCACCAAUAUAUUUUUUAAUCAAUUUGACUAUUCUUUGAAUGAGAGGAUUUGAGAGUGAGAUUUCCUGUUACUCCUUGCAGCAUAUUGGUUAAAUUGGGCUAUAAAUAAAUCACUAAGUGCCUUUCAUGGACUUUUAAUGUUAAA